Messenger RNA from Aspergillus ochraceoroseus IBT 24754, 2897 nucleotides. Its product is annotated as MutS family protein MSH5. The coding region runs from base 1 to 2757 and encodes 918 amino acids. Lineage: Eukaryota; Fungi; Ascomycota; Eurotiomycetes; Eurotiales; Aspergillaceae. Gene Ontology annotation, molecular function: ATP binding; mismatched DNA binding; ATP-dependent DNA damage sensor activity. Gene Ontology annotation, biological process: mismatch repair; chiasma assembly. The record is from RefSeq and is a predicted model, not a curated record. The transcript has 16 exons. Gene Ontology annotation, cellular component: nucleus.
AUGCCUACAUCCAUCCCACAAACUAAUUCGCAGGGAAUCCCAAGGCUAAGGCAGCCUCACCAAAAUAACAUCACCGACCAAAUUCCGGGCGCUGCCUCUCUAGAGGACUCCGUUGAUGAUGAUCUGGAUCAAGUUAUCGCUGCGAUUGACAUGCGAGAUUCAGGGACCGUUGGUUGCUCUUAUUAUUCAGCCCAGGAGAAAAAAUUAUACCUACAUGGUGAUAUCAGAUACUCCAAUACUGAGAUAAUCGAUACUUUGAUCCUCCAAGCCAAACCUACCGUGCUUCUGACCUCAACCCGAAUCGACCAUAUAAAUCGCCAAGGACAAGAGUUAGACCGGGAGGAUGGUUCCAGACGCUACCUCCCCUAUCAACUCGAUGUGCGUCCGUCUCAGGAGUUCAAUUUCUCGAAGGCAAUGAACAAAUUGGUAUCGUUAGGGGUAUCAUCGAAACAUGAGGAUCGUAUCAAGUUCCUGGUCCCCCAUAAUGGACUUGCUGAAACAGAUCAAGUCGAUUCGGAAAAUCUCGAUUUUACGUUACAGGAGGGUAGACACUUACAUCUUAGCAGCUUCAUCGACCUGGAGAAUAAAGUAACAAUAGGAUGUGCAGGGGCUAUUCUUACUUAUCUCCAAAGACGCAGAUCCUCAGAUUCACUAUCUGAAGGCAUGACUUCAAGAGUCUACGAUGUUGCACUCUUUGAGAUAUCCACUCUGACUGGGGCUAUGUUUGUUACCACAAGAACUCUAGCAUCGCUUCAGAUUAUGGAAUCUGAGUCUCAUCCAAGCGUGGUAAAUCAAGGGCCAGGCGGGAAGUCAUCUUCAUCCAAAGAAGGCCUCUCCGUUUAUGGUUUAUUCCAACGCUUCGCCUGUACUCCACAGGGGAAACAGUCUCUUCGGCAAAUUUUCCUGCGUCCUUCUGUACAACUCGAUGUCAUCCAAGAACGCCAAAGGUUUAUUAGCGUGUAUCUGCAGGCAGAUAAUUACAAUUCUUUGACCAAGAUGGUGAAAAGCUUGAAGUAUAUCAAAAACCUCCGCCCUGUCAUGAUCAACCUCCGGAAAGGAGUCAACACUGGAAGUGGAAAGGUUUCCGGUUUUAAGGCCACAGUAUGGGCUACUUUGUUAGCAUUUGCGUUCUACGGCAUCGACAUCCACGAUGCUCUCAGGGAAACAUCCGGGGGUAAUGGCCUAGCUGUGCUUCGCAAGGCUUUGCAUAAUUUCGAGGCGGCCCAGCUAUAUAGAGUGGGAAGGAUGAUCCAGGAGAUCGUUGAUAUCGAUAGUUCUGACGAACAGGGAAGAACCACGGUAAAGCCGGGGCUGGACCGAGAACUUGACAGAAUGAAAGACAGCUAUGAUGGGCUUAAUAGCUUGCUCAAGAAGGUUGCUAUACAAAUUGCGACGACCAUACCUGAGAGCCUCGAUAUCGACGUGAACGUCAUAUACUUUCCACAGCUAGGUUUCAAUAUAGCAAUACCUCUUAAGGACACGGGCGAGGCGGCAUACAACGGCUCCAAAGAUGGCUGGGAACUUAUAUUUAUGACGGAAAAUAGGGCAUAUUUUAAGGACUUCAGAAUGAAAGAGAUGGAUGAGAAGCUUGGCGAUAUAUACAGUCUGAUAUGUGAGAAAGAAAUCGAGAUUGUGUAUGAUCUAGCCCAGAGAGUUCUCCAGUAUGAGAAAGUGCUCUUAGAGGCAUCGGAUAUCUGUGGAGAACUUGAUAGUCUUCUUGCUAUGGUCCAAUCAGCGAGUUACUACAAAUUAAUACGUCCGAAAAUUGUGCAGGAUAAUAUCAUUAGAAUCAAUGGGGGCCGUCAUUUUCUACAAGAAUUGGUCGUUCCUUCAUAUGUGCCAAACGAUACUUUCUUAGUGGGAGGCAGGCUUGAAGAGCCUGUGAAUCAGACUCAAAAUACUGUGGAAAUAACUAAGAGAAGAAGUGGCCCAUGUAUGUUAGUAUUAACAGGCCCAAAUUAUUCGGGGAAGAGCGUUUAUAUGAAACAAGUGGCUUUAAUAGUUUAUCUAGCACAGACAGGAAGCUUCAUUCCUGCGGAAAGUGCGGAGAUUGGCGUGGUCGAUAAGAUUCUAGUCAAAUCCAAUUCCCAAGACAGUGUGUCACUAAUCCAAAGCACUUUUAUGAAUGACCUUCAACAAAUCUCAUUUGAUUUGAAACAUAUCACAGCUCGAAGUCUCUUACUGAUUGACGAGUUCGGAAAAGGAACCUGCGAAAACGAUGGCAUUGGGCUUGCUUGCGGAAUUUUCGAGCAUUUACUGAGCCUCGAAAGUGCUCCCAAAGUUAUAGCUGCCACGCAUUUCCAUGAGAUAUUUGAGAACGAACUCAUAGAACUCGCCCGGCCACGAUUACAACUUGGUCAUAUGGAAGUCCGAGUCAGCGAAGAUGCUCAUGAAUCAGAUGAUCAAAUUACCUACCUUUAUAACUUUCGACUCGGGAAAAGUAAUAAGAGCUUCGGAACAGUAUGUGCAGCAAUGAAUGGAAUUAACCAGGCUAUUGUCGACCGCGCAAAUGAACUUGCGUCUCUUUCUGCUCGUGGAGAAAACUUGAUUGCGGCUUGUGCAAGGCUUUCAGCGGAUGAGAUGCAGAUGUUACAAAAUGCGGAGACCUUAGCUAGACGAUUCCUGGAAAUAGAUUUAUCGGGGGCCAAUGAUAGGGAGAAUAUUGGGUUGGUACUGAAGGAGUUGCUUGAUGAAUUAACUCCGCGGCAAGAAUAUAUAUCUUCGGAGGACGACUCCUCGACCCUCAACCAGGUCUAGGCUACUGAAUGAAGGAUUACUACUAGAUGUUUCAAGUCCGACCUCGGAACUUUUUCUGACAUUAGAAAAAUGGGUUUUACGAUGAUUGCGAGAGAUAGGUAGAGUUAAAGAUUAACGGAAGACGAGCACAAGGUUGUAUC